Messenger RNA from Necator americanus (New World hookworm), 564 nucleotides. RefSeq lists its product as uncharacterized. The record is from RefSeq and is a predicted model, not a curated record. The transcript has a single exon. The coding region runs from base 1 to 564 and encodes 187 amino acids. Lineage: Eukaryota; Metazoa; Nematoda; Chromadorea; Rhabditida; Ancylostomatidae.
AUGGCGAUAGAUUCUCAUACAUUGCAAAAAGGUGAUGUCCAGAACAUUACCAAAGCGCAUAACCUGAAAGGUCAACUGCGUAAAGGGAGCAUGGAAUCCUCGGCAACAACCAUCCGUUUCGUCACGCUGGACUGCCGAGCGCUGUCGAGCGAACUCCAACAAACCGCCCUGUCUAGGCAUCUACGAUAUCUCUGUGUGCCGUUUGCUGCACUGGAGGAAACACUCAUGAGAGAUCGGCCCGUCACCAAGUACUGGAGCGAUGCUGAUGAGAAGAAAGUAGGUGCCUGCUCGAUAGCUGUGAGGAUCCACUAUAACAACCUGCUAGAGGAAUUUGACUCGACAUUGUCAAGAUGCGCAUUUUUACGCAUUGAACGAAAUGAACGUAAACUCUGGAUCGUAAAUGAUGCACCUGCGGAAACCGCUGAGGACAACAACAGUGUCGUCAUCUAUAAUGAAUUCAACGUGUUGAUGUCUAAAAUACCUAGCCAGCAGGAGGUCAUGGUCGCAAUCGACAAAAAUCCGAGUUUGGGACUUGAACAACAAUCCGAUGUGCUAGGAAAAUAG